Messenger RNA from Liolophura sinensis, 1095 nucleotides. RefSeq names its product organic anion transporter 3-like. The coding region runs from base 1 to 1095 and encodes 364 amino acids. Gene Ontology annotation, molecular function: transmembrane transporter activity. Gene Ontology annotation, biological process: transmembrane transport. The record is from RefSeq and is a predicted model, not a curated record. The transcript has 6 exons. Gene Ontology annotation, cellular component: membrane. Lineage: Eukaryota; Metazoa; Mollusca; Polyplacophora; Chitonida; Chitonidae.
AUGUAUAGGAAUAAGACCUUUGAGGAUGGCGUUUUUAAUGAUCAAUGCGAGUUGACGGACAGCAUUGCCAACCACAGCUCCUCGUGUCCGUUUGGAUAUGAAUACCAAGGCGGGAAGAACGUGUCGUUUGUUUCGGAGGGUCACUAUGAUGUAAAAAUUGUGCUGAUGAUGGAGAUAUUUCCUGCACGAAUGAGGGGUAACGUGAUCAUUCUGGACGGAUUGCUGUGGGGGGUGGGAAUCACUGUAUUAGCCGGUCUGGGUUACGCUUUUGAUGGGCUGAACUGGCGCCAUGUGCAGCUGAUGAUGUUACCGCCAUUUGUUGUCAUCAUAGCCUACUUCUUCCUUAUAGAUGAAUCCAUACGAUGGUUAAUAGCGAAUGGAAAGUACAAAAAAGCUCAGAAAAUCCAGGAAAAAAUUGCUAAAAUGAACAGAUAUAAGCCAAAACCGGUAGUUGCUGGUGAAGACUCUGUGUUCAUGUUCGACCAACAACUCCCAGUGCUUCCCGAAGGAGAGAUCCCCACGGAGAAACAUUCUCAGGCCCAGGAUACGGACGUCGUUGUGAAAUACAACGUCUUCGGCAUUCUGAAACACAAGAAGUCCAGAUUUCUUCUCAUAGGAAUGUGUUUUGUGUGGUUUACCAACAGCCUGAUUUACCUGGGCCUCUUCAUGAUGACCACUGCCAUGUCCGGAGACCGCUUGCUGAACGUCCUGCUCAGCGCUGCCGUGGAGAUUCCCGCCAUGGGUGGCACCUAUGUCUGCAGCAGAUGGGCCGCGGGACUGGGGAUAUCAUCGGGAUGUGCCAGGAUAGGAUCCAUCAUGGCUCCCUUCUCGUCAUAUGUGUUCCGAAAGGCCGCCUGGGCGCCCGGUGCAGUGUUCGGAAGUCUCAGCCUGCUUGUCUCAAUAUACCUGCUCUUUGUUCCGGAAACACGUCAUCGGGAAUUGCCACAAACACUUGCAGACAUUGACCUGUGGUUUACAAAGACGGGUCCGGAAGCCGAUGUAUUAGCUACUGACCAGAAAUGUGUCGAACCAAUCAGCGAGAAUAGGUCAGACACAAACGCAGUACGCCACGCUUCAGACAAGCGGAAGUCAUAG